CCGUUGAAUCCUGUAUGUCUAUUGGCUGCGGAUAGCCGCGGGAUUCAGGGUCCGGCGGCGGGCUCGAAUAAAUGAGAAGACGGUGUGUUCGGUAAUACUAUGGAUUUAUUCUGUAAUAAGCCUACGUUCUAAUAUAUACAUUUCCCUACGCUAAUAUGUACAGUAUGGUCCUCGUAGGCCGGUAUUCAUAGUCCAUUCUUAUAUUUAGGAUUAUCUCAAGCACGUUCUUAAGAUGCCAUCUAGAUUCAUAGUCAUAAACUAAGAUUUCCUUAAGCAUUGUCUUAAGCUUUACCUUCAUGAAGAUAAUCUUAUUCUAUUAUGAUUCAUAGUAACUUCUUAAGUCUAUCUUAAAACUAGUUAGAUUCAUAAUCAAAUAAGGCGGUCUUAUUUGAAUGGAAUAAGACUAUAUUUAAUAGAAAGUAAGGUUAGAUUUUCAAGUCAACGUCGUACAUGACUUAAGAUAAUCUUAUUUUUGUAAGUAGAUUAUUAAAUAUAAUAAAUGGAGUUAAUAGGACAAAUUAGUGAUAUUGAAGAUAUCGAAGAUGAUUUUGAAAAUGUGGAACGUGUACGAAUACGAAAACGAUACAUUCGCGAUGGACAAAACCCUUUUGAAUUCUACAAUAAUUUACAAUUUAAAAAACGCUAUAGAUUUGAUAAAGAUUCCAUUCUAUAUGGUAUAUUACCAAAAAUUGAAGAAGGAUUAGCAAAAAUUAAUAAUCGUGGUCUGCCGAUUUCACCAGUAAUACAAUUGUUAAUAUGUUUAAGAUAUUAUGCAACUGCAAGUUUUCAGCUUCUUCUCGGUGAUAUAAUGACCGUUUCGCAAUCAACUACAUCAAGAAUCGUUUUUCGUGUAAGCUUAUUAAUUGCCAGCUUGCUUAAGGGGUUACACCAACCUAACCGAGCGCGCAUCAAUGUGGCCGAAGUACGAGCGCAGAAGGCGACGCGCGAAGAAAAGAUUGCUCGCUGUCAACAAAAGUCUUCACAAAGCACUGCUGUUAUUGAUGUGGAAGGAAUCUCAUAUGGCCCCAGAAUUGUCGACUAG
Messenger RNA from Monomorium pharaonis (pharaoh ant), 1042 nucleotides. RefSeq lists its product as uncharacterized. NCBI's taxonomy places the organism in Eukaryota, Metazoa, Arthropoda, Insecta, Hymenoptera, Formicidae. Bases 500 to 1042 code for a protein of 180 amino acids. The record is from RefSeq and is a predicted model, not a curated record. The transcript is spliced from 3 exons.